Sorghum bicolor (sorghum) is the source of this 1305-nucleotide messenger RNA. Its product is annotated as peroxidase 1. The record is from RefSeq and is a predicted model, not a curated record. NCBI's taxonomy places the organism in Eukaryota, Viridiplantae, Streptophyta, Magnoliopsida, Poales, Poaceae. The coding region runs from base 121 to 1116 and encodes 331 amino acids. Gene Ontology annotation, cellular component: plasmodesma; plant-type cell wall. The transcript is spliced from 2 exons. Gene Ontology annotation, biological process: hydrogen peroxide catabolic process; response to oxidative stress. Gene Ontology annotation, molecular function: heme binding; peroxidase activity.
GAGUUGAAAGGACAUGUCCAUUCCAUCCGAGAUUACUUAACAAAGCUAGAACAUUCUUGCUCUACCCGCAUCACAUAAUUUCCUCUGAGCCUGCCACUGUUUUAACACCGAUCCAUCAGCAUGGAAUUCAAGUCUUGUCUAGUACCGCUGCUGCUCCCUACUAUGGCCCUGCUGCUUCUCGCUUUUGGCAGCUCGCCCGCGGCGGCUCAGCUGCAAGUCGGCUACUACAGCAAGACAUGCCCGAACGUCGAGGCCAUCGUCCGCAACGAGACGGCGAAGAUCAUCGGCGCUGCGCCCAGCCUCGCCGGUCCACUUCUCAGGCUCCAUUUCCACGACUGCUUUGUCAGGGGUUGUGACGCCUCAGUCCUGCUGGAGUCCAACGGGGGCAACAAGGCCGAGAAGGACGCCAAGCCGAACAAGAGCCUGCGGGGCUUCGGUUCCGUGGAGAGAGUGAAGGCCAAGCUGGAAGCCGCCUGCCCCAACACGGUUUCCUGCGCGGACGUCCUCACCCUCAUGGCCCGCGACGCCGUCGUGCUCGCCAGGGGCCCUUCCUGGCCUGUCGCACUCGGUAGGCGAGACGGCAGGGUGUCGAGCGCCACGGAGGCGGCCGACCACCUGCCUCCUGCCUUCGGGGACGUCCCGCUGCUCACCAAGAUCUUCGCCGCCAAUGGCCUCGACGUCAAGGACCUCGCUGUCCUCUCCGGCGGCCACACCCUCGGCACGGCGCACUGCGGGUCCUACGCCGGCCGGCUAUACAACUUCAGCAGCGGCUACAGCGCGGACCCAUCCCUCGACAGCGAGUACGCCCACAGGCUCAGGACGCGCUGCAAGAGCGCCGACGACAAGGCCACGCUUUCCGAGAUGGACCCCGGCAGCUACAAGACCUUCGACACCAGCUACUACCGCCAGGUCGCGAAACGGAGGGGGCUCUUCCAGUCCGACGCCGCGCUCCUCGCAGACGCCACCACUAGGGAGUACGUCCAGCGCAUUGCCACCGGCAAGUUUGACGACGUGUUCUUCAAGGACUUCGGCGAGUCCAUGAUCAAGAUGGGCAACGUUGGCGUGCUCACCGGUGCUCAGGGGGAGAUCAGAAAGAAGUGCUACAUCGUCAACUAACUAGUUGUUAUACUACUAAAGCUUCUUUUUUUUUACCACAACAAAUUGUAGUCUGUGGUACAUAAGUUCAUGCACGUAUGUCUGUAUUAUUAAUCAGUUUAUUAUGUUAAUUAAUUUAGUUGGUGUGAUUAUAUAUAUUCAUGUGUUGUUAAGGGCACUCUUAAUAUAGAAACUAUUUUGUAGUUUGUA